AAAAACGAAUUUAUGUGAACGCAAUGCCUCGCGCCACUGCAUGCCCUUUGCUUUUCUGCUUGUUCUGGAUGUUGGCCUUGUGGCAGUGGGAGGCUGUCCGUAAGAAUGGCUUCAGUCCCUUUGUUCUCCACUUGUAUGAGCAGCGGCACCAUCCCAAAGACAGGCAGCCUUGUCGUCAGACGGCCCGCCGCAUCUCUAUCGCUUUUCUCUUAUGUUCAGAAGAUAUGCAAUUUAAAUCCACGGCGAUCUUUGUCAUCAUUUGCAAAGAAUACUACUGCCAAAGUAUCACGUACACAAAUGAAAAUGGAAGCUGGUAUAGAUGAUGAGGCCUGUGAAUUAGUCAAUGGAGUGGAGCUUUCCAUAGGGGAUGGUGUCAAUAGCAUUAAUGCUUCUCUCUUCAAAGCCGUGAAAAACAACAAUGGAACUGGGGUACUGCUCUUGUCUGAUGUCUUUGGAUUUGAAGAUUCGUCCACAAGAGACUUUGCAUAUCGUGUGGCCUGCAAUGGUUACAAUGUUCUUGUACCUGACCUCUUUCGUGGGGAUCCAUGGUCAAAGAAACAGCCAAAGGCUAUGUUUGAGCAAUGGUUAGCCAGACAAGACCCCAAGAGGGUUGCGGAAGACAUUGCUUCCUCAACAAAAUGGAUGCUAGAUGAAUUUGUAGCAGCUGGAAUCUCAAAGAAGCUUGGCAUCAUUGGGUUUUGCUUUGGAGGUGGCCGAGUGAUGGAUGUUUUAGCUCAAGAUCAAGGUGCUUAUUUUGGUGUUGGAGUCUCCUUCUAUGGCACAAGGAUGGACCUGUCUGUAGCUGCUCGCGUAAAAGUACCCAUGUUGUUCAUUUCAGGCGACAAGGAUCCACUUUGUCCAAUUAGUGUCCUAGAAGAUAUUGAGAGGAGGACUGGUCAGGGGUGCAAGGUGGUGAUUUUUGAGGGGAGAGGUCAUGGGUUUGCCCACAGGCCGGAAUCUGCUGAAGAAGACAGAGAUGCAGAACAGGCAUUCUCAGUCAUGAGAAACUGGCUAAAUGAUGGUUUGGUUGUAAAAAACUAAGUGGUUAUUAGUCAUUUUUUAUUUUUGUUUUUUGGAAUGUUUUUUUUUUUUUUAAAUUUUUUUGGGAGAGUUGAACAGGGAGGAGAAAGACCAAAUAGGCUGUGUUAAACAUUGAUCCCAGGCUUUCUCACUUCUCAUUGUGUACAUCGUCGCCUGCUUGGCACAUUUGAAAUUUUGUACAUAUGUUGUGAUUCUUGUGAUGGUUAAUGUUAUUCCCAGGCCUUCUCAGUUA
Molecule: messenger RNA, 1273 nt
Organism: Malania oleifera
Lineage: Eukaryota; Viridiplantae; Streptophyta; Magnoliopsida; Santalales; Ximeniaceae
Exons: 3
Coding region: 106-1041 (311 amino acids)
Molecular function (GO): hydrolase activity
Source: RefSeq, a predicted model, not a curated record